Molecule: messenger RNA, 2810 nt
Organism: Bemisia tabaci
Lineage: Eukaryota; Metazoa; Arthropoda; Insecta; Hemiptera; Aleyrodidae
Cellular component (GO): nucleoplasm
Molecular function (GO): nucleic acid binding
Source: RefSeq, a predicted model, not a curated record
UUAAAAACAAAAUUUAAUCUCAGAUGCAUGAAAACUCUAUUGAGAGAUGAGACGAUGCCUUGGGAGUGAUUGAACUUUUUCACUCUCCCACAUGGAGAACCAUGCUGUAGACAAAACACGAAUUUUAAAAAAUUUGAGGUUAUUGUAUUGUUAUUGUUAGUGUAUGUGUUAGAGAGCCAUGAGGACUUGAUUCAUUUAUUUUAUUCUUUAUUUAUUUAACGCCUGUCCUUUAAGUCAUUUUCUCAGCUUCAAGUCUCACUUAUGUUGAAAAUUCGUAUCUAGUGCAAUCGGUGAAACGAUGGAUCACACUGGUAACCAAAUUAAGUUUUUGCCUCAUCAUGAACAGAGAAGUUUAUGUACCACAAGACCACCUUAUCGGCAAGGUAGGAAAUUAACUGCUGUUAAAGUUUACACCGUUAACGAUGAAUCCGUACACCUACUGAUUCAUGGGGUGCCAUCUAUUGGACUUCUCUCGGAAGUCUCAAUGCUCUGCGAGCGAUAUGGUCGCGUCAAAUCUGUGAAACUUGUGGACCAAUAUUCAUCGGAGCAAGAAGAAUUCACCAACGUUUAUCAUGUCCAGUUUGAAAGAAUUCAGUCCGCUAGAUUUGCCAAGAAAAUUAUCGACACCAAAUCAUUUUUCGGUGGUAUUUUACAUGUAUGUUAUGCUCCAGAAUUGGAAACAAUCCAGGAAACAAAACUGAAACUUGUCAAUCGGAAACGAGAAAUUGCUAAGCGCACAAGAAAUUUGCCUUCUUUUGGGAAAGAUGUGAAGAAUCAUGAGCUCCACCAUAUUGCCGAGAACAACUCAUUUAAUGCAGGGUAUGCUGAUAAAAGUUCACUGGAAAGUCACAAAGCUUCGAACUCCCUUUCCUCACUUGCUGCUGCUCAUUUAUGUUUUCCGCCACCCUCAAUUACUAUUGGCUCUGAUUCACAGGAGUUGCCAAUAUUCAUGCCACAAAUUCAAUCUAGUACUCAAGUGACAAUGCCAUCUAGCAAUCUUGGCAGCAUGUAUCAACAAUAUCCUCUUUUGGAGGGAUCAGCAAGUGAAAGCAGCUCAAAAAAUUCAAUUGAAACGACUCCUCUAGUAAUACCAGCAAUGCCUUCUACCUCUCGUAAACGACCAGGUUCAUACUCAGAUUCUCAUUCAAAUUCGAUUUGUAAGCCAGGAAGCAGCACCGGGUUGUCCUCUGCUAGUCUUGAUUCAAAGAAAAAUUAUAUUCCCACGAAAAUUAAGAAAACUGCUCCUAUCUCCCUGAAACAAUCGCAUUCUGAUGGCUGUUACUUUCAGCCACCUGAACAUCAAUUGCCAUCUCCACUUCAAGCAUCUCAAAGCUCUGCCUCUCAUCUCUCAAAACAAGAUGUCAAUAACGUACAUGCUUCAAAGCGACCUGCAGUCACACCAAUCAAAUUUUUACCAAGGAGUGUGCUCAUGAAAAAACCCAAAAAAUAAACUUUGAAAGUAAAUGACAGUACAGUAUACUACUAAUAACUAUUUUGCAAAAUGCUGUCUUCAAAUCUUAUCCUCUGUGUAUUGUCAUUCGUGCAUGCUUGAAAAUAGAAAUGUUGAAACUUCGAGCGGGACAGAUGAUCUUCGUAUUUACUUCAGAAAAUUUCAAUCUGAGGGAAAAACAACAACAUGCUUGCCAAUUGAUGUUCAAGACUCAACAAGAUAUUGACUAAGCGAGGUCUUGAGUGGCUCCACGGCUACCUAAACUAGGUCAUGGCCAUGAACUUUACCUGAAGCAAUAAAUAAGUGUGGAAGAGAAAUGUUCCCGAGUUCAAAUCUUUUCAAAGCUCCUCAGGGAAGAAUUUUGCAGAUUAAUGAAGGAUUGAUAACCUUGGAUACUUUAAUUGUGAAGCUCUGAAGCCCUCUAUUCCACAAGCAUAAAUUUAGAGUCUAAAAAUAGUCAAUACUACCAAGGAAGCUAACAACUAAAAUGACUGAUAAUUUUUGCGGACUGCAAGGAUCGUUCAAAAGCAAAAACCUUUUCAAGUCUGCUACACAAAUUUAUUUAGUGAUUCUGAAAAUGAAGAGGACUUACUUGUCUUGGUGGGAUGCCGCUAUCAGUUGCAACAGCCACAAGAUGAGCGGUAGAACUGUUGAAUGCAGUGACAUCACAAAGGGUUAUAACUCCUUCUUCAUUCACUGAAAACAUCCUGCAACAAGAAGGUAAAGCAUUAAACCAGAUUAAUUUAAUCAUUUCAGACCGUCCUGAUCAUUUAAAACUGGAUUUGAAAAAUCUCCAGGAUAGGCCCCUAAAACUCAAUAAAUUCACAAGGAUUAAGUAUCAAAAAGGCUCAAUUUCCCCCCUCUCUUAUAACAGCUGCAAUCUUUGGAUGCUUGCAGCUGAAAGUAAGCAUGUUUAAGCAAUUUUUAAGUUUUUCCACUAUUCAUAUUUGUUGAAAAGUCUUGAAACAGACUUAAAUUUGAACCUGCAAUCCAAAAUUGGCAAAAAUGUAUAGGUUUUAAGUGCUUCAGCGGUAUUUCAGACCAUUUCCUCCAGAAAUACAUGUCCAAUUUUUCAUUUUUAAUCAAUUUUUCAAUUAAGAGACCAUAUCGAAAGUUACUGUUUACAUGGUCUUGUCAGGACUCAUCAAGACGUACUUAAUGUUGACCCCUCGCGGAGCCAGAACUGUAUCAUGUUUGUCAACACCUUCAACAAACAUCAGGAUGUGUAACAGUGCCUUGAAUACUUUUUGCCCUGUUUAUUUGGUCCAUCCUCAUUGAGUCAUUGAGUCUUUUCCAAAUUUGUAUACACCCCAAUCAAAUAUGUUUUACCAAUUGCAAAUGACUGCAGAUCGGUCACUUU